AUGGCGAUACAGCUUCCUGCGAUAAAGUCGAAAUACCCCAAAAUCCCUAUUACCAAUUUAAAACCAUCACAAGCUAAAUGUUUUGAUAGUAUUGUGAAAGGAAAUGAUCUUAUGGCGUUGUUACCGACUGGUUACGGUAAAUCACUGGUUUUUUAUUUGGCGCCUUUGAUUAAAGAUGAGAUACAGAAAUCGGGGGAUAAUCAUAUUGCCUUGGUGAUAUCCCCUCUGAAGGCACUCAUGCACAGUCAGGCGGACUUCUUGUUGGCUCUUGGUAUUUCAACAGGAGUUAUCCGACCGAAAGGAAUGAUGAAAUCUCAAGAAGAAGAAAAUAUUCUACAUGGUAAGGUGCAGAUUGUGUUCUGCUCACCCGAGAUGAUUGUGAAAAAGCCAUGGAGGCGAAUGCUGACUUCAACAACUUAUAAGGACAGAUUAGCAAUCGUUGCUUUUGACGAGAUGCAUUGCGUUGCCACUUGGCCCAACAUAUAUCUUGAUGUCAUACUAAAAAAACCAGGGGAAGGCAUCGAGAAACACAUUGAUGAAUACAUCCGGGAACUGGGGGAACAGAAACAGAAAGCGCGGAAAUCCAUCAUAUAUUGUUCUUCAAUCAAGAUAACAUCAGAAAUAUACAUCACACUCAUCAAUAUAUUGCUACAGCAGGGUCUGUCGAAAUUGCCCGCCGAAAAACUGGUCGACCAGUUCCACAGUGCAUUAGACAAGGACACGGCAGAUGUCAUUGUGAAUGAAUUUCUGAAGGCAGACAGUCAUAUUCGCUGCCUUGUGUCCACAGUUGCUUUUGGGAUGGGAAUGUCUGUAAACGACAUCGAAAUAAUCUAUCAUUGGGGCCCAUCCCAAAAUGCGAUGAAUUCUUGGCAAGAAGUAGGGAGGGCGGGCCGGGAUGGCCGAUCCUCACAAGCAACUCUGUUAAUAAACCAAAACAUGAGGACAGAGAUCAAUAAACACAAAUGCCAAUUCCCGCCUGUUCAUACUCAACAUUUUCAGGAAGAUAUCUUAAGUUAUUGUAAGGUUGCCAGUGGCAAGAAAGACUGUCUCAGGCGAAACCUUCUCGGAAAUUUCAUCGGCUAUGAAGGCGGAGAGGAAAGAGACUGCUCGGUCAUAUGCAAUUGUAAAACCUGCUGCUGUAACUGCAGUGGUUCCUGUGGCUACACUGAUUAA
This is a messenger RNA of Lineus longissimus, 1173 nucleotides long. RefSeq names its product ATP-dependent helicase wrn-1-like. Gene Ontology annotation, biological process: double-strand break repair via homologous recombination. The record is from RefSeq and is a predicted model, not a curated record. The coding region runs from base 1 to 1173 and encodes 390 amino acids. Lineage: Eukaryota; Metazoa; Nemertea; Pilidiophora; Heteronemertea; Lineidae. Gene Ontology annotation, molecular function: ATP binding; 3'-5' DNA helicase activity; nucleic acid binding. Gene Ontology annotation, cellular component: cytoplasm; chromosome; nucleus. The transcript is spliced from 5 exons.